Linum tenue is the source of this 6402-nucleotide messenger RNA. NCBI's taxonomy places the organism in Eukaryota, Viridiplantae, Streptophyta, Magnoliopsida, Malpighiales, Linaceae. The record is from the annotation of a GenBank genome assembly.
GGCAAAUACAAAAUUUAGUUGCAUAUGACCAAAGUCAACAAAUUGUCUAACAAAAAAAAAAAAAAAAAGUCGCUGGGGCGCAGCCCGUCAGGAGAGACAGAUGGCGCCAAAGCUGUUAAAACCCAAACUGCCGGACUCUCGUCGCCAUUGACGCUUUCUUCACUCACUCUACAGUCCACACAGCAAACUGUUCUGUAUCUUCCCUCCGAUGAGCACACGCAACGCUGCGAUAAAGACGGACGGAUAGAGACGGCUUCUGGCUUCGGCCGUCGUUCCCGCUUCAUCUCGUCGUCAUCAAUUUACCAUGAAUAGCCUCGCCUCAUUUCGCCCCAAAUCGAGAAUCGGUACUACCUCUUCCAGCAGCUCCUCCUUCUACGCUCGUCUACUUGGCAGCUCAAUCGACGCAUCUCGCACUCGUUCGCCCGCCAAUGCGUCCGAUUCCUUGGCUGUCCUUUCUCGCUGUUCGUCCUUGGUUCCAGCGCGAACCCUAACGGGAUCUUCUCUGUUCGGGUUCCGCAAUGGGAGCUCGGCCAGUCUGAGUAAUUUGACGGGAUGCGGAGGGAACCAGGGCGUUGCCAGGAGAUUCUGCAGUGAUGCGGCGGCGGCGGAGAGGGAGUCGAUGGAGUAUGAUGUUGUGAUCGUUGGGGCUGGGCCUGCUGGAUUGUCGGCGGCGAUAAGGUUAAAGCAGUUAUGCGGCGAGAAGGGGGUGGAUUUGUCUGUUUGUAUUGUGGAGAAGGGGGCCGAAGUAGGUGCUCACAUUAUAUCCGGGAAUGUGUUUGAGCCUCGGGCACUGGAUGAACUUCUUCCAGAAUGGAAGAAAGAAGAGGCACCAAUCUCUGUCUCAGUUUCUUCUGACAAGUUUUGGUUUCUCAAAAAGGAUCGUGCAUUUUCACUCCCAAGUCCAUUUGAUAACAAAAACAAUUAUGUCAUAAGCUUGAGCCAAUUAGUGCGUUGGUUGGGCUCGAAAGCCGAAGAAUAUGGUGUGGAGAUAUAUCCAGGAUUUGCUGCUAGUGAGAUACUCUGUGAUGAGAAUGGUAGUGUAAUUGGAAUUGGAACUAAUGAUAAAUUGCAAAAAAUGGAUCUAAGAAGGAAAAUUUCCAGCGUGGUGUUGCAUUGAAAGGUCGAGUAACGCUUUUUGCUGAAGGUUGCCGAGGAUCAUUGUCAGAGAAGAUAAUCAAGAAGUACAAUUUGAGGGAAAAGCGGAAUGCUCAACAUCAGACAUACGCGUUAGGAAUCAAAGAGGUUUGGGAAAUUGAUGAGAGUAAGCAUCAACCUGGUGCAGUUAUUCACACUUUGGGUUGGCCGUUAGAUCAGAAAACAUAUGGGGGUUCAUUUCUGUACCACAUGAGUGAAAGACAGGUUGCUAUAUGUCUUGUGGUGGCUUUGAACUAUAAGAAUCCAUAUUUGAGUCCUUAUGAUGAAUUUCAGGUAAAAUGGGUGUGUUGGUCUUUCAUACACUUUGGUUCAUGGUUCUGAUUCUUGUGGAGGCUUUCAACUAUCAGUUCACAUUCCUGGUCCAUAGCUGAAAGAAAACAUGAUAGUACAUGUAUGCAGACUAGUGCAUAUUUGAACGUAUAAGCUGGAAGAGCUUCUUAGUUGGUUUAAAACCUUUUCUAGCCAUUGAGUUUCUCCUUUGAUUCCACAGAACAUCUAUAUAUUUCCAUCAUAUGUGGAUCAUAAGUAUUUCAGGACUUAGUGAACUUUCCUUCUCUGUCUUUGUCUUAGAAACUGAAGCAUCAUCCUGCCAUCAAGCCAAUUCUUGAAGAUGGAACUGUUGUUCAAUAUGGAGCUCGAACUUUAAAUGAAGGUGGUAUUCAGUCCAUUCCUUAUCCAGUUUUUCCUGGAGGAGCUAUUAUCGGGUGUUCGGCUGGCUUCUUAAAUGUACCAAAAAUAAAGGGAACACAUACGGCAAUGAAAUCAGGAAUGCUUGCUGCAGAAGCUGCGUUUGGUACGCUUCUUGAAGGUUCGAACUUAGACUCCUAUUGGACAACUUUGCAGAAUUCUUGGGUAUGGGAAGAGCUGCAUAAAGCACGGAACUACCGACCUGCAUUUGAUCAUGGGUUUAUUCCUGGAAUGGCCAUCAGUGCAGUAUAACAUUACUUGUUUAGAGGGAAGUCACCAUUUACACUUAAGCAUGGGAAGCCUGAUCAUGAAGCUACAAAUGUGGCAAGGUCUCAUUCUCCAAUCGAAUAUCCAAAGCCUGAUGGAGUUCUGUCAUUUGACGUACCCACCUCUCUCCACAGGAGCAACACAAAUCAUGAUCAUGAUCAGCCGGCACAUCUGAAACUGAGGGACCCUGAAAUCCCUACCAAAGUGAACUUGCCGGAGUAUGAUGGACCAGAGUCACGAUACUGUCCUGCUCGUGUGUACGAGUACGUCCCAGAAGAGAGCGGCCAGUUGAAGUUACAGAUAAAUGCUCAGAAUUGCCUACACUGCAAGGCAUGUGACAUCAAGGACCCAAAGCAAAACAUUGAGUGGACAGUCCCAGAAGGAGGCGGCGGCCCAGGCUACUCAGUUAUUGGGCGAGCCCAAAGAGAAAAAAGUUUGGCGGAGAACGAUGUGCCCGGCAAAAUAAUCGCGCGGCACAAAGCCCACGAGCUUCGUCACCCAAUUGAGCGCCUUCCCCUCGCUGUCCGCUUCGUGGAGUCGCCGCCGGCCUCUUCAAAUGGAGCGGAGACUGUAGCUGUAGAAGGAGGACCCCGGUGGAGAGAGAGAGUAGUAGACGGCUGCGGCGGAGGUCGGGCGGCUUUGCAGAGAAGGCCACUGAAGUGGUUUUCACUAGAUAGGAACGGUUUGAACGCCGAUUCCUCGUGAAGGACUUUGCGAGUUUGUUUCAGUUCCGGCGGCUUAGUUUUUCGAGGGCUCUUGCUCUUCUCAGACCUUUGUAAUGGCAUGCGGGGUUAUCUAGCACAACAACGGUGUCUCAGUGAAUAAGCUCUUCAUUCACGAACGGUGAAUCAACUCUCCUUGAGCUUUGCGGAGCUGCACAGACAUUGGGAACUAUGCAGCAGGUCUCCCGCAAGAUGCUAAAGCUGGGAUUUGGGGUUCGGUUUCGUAUUAGGAAGUUAUGCUCUGUCCCAGGCAUUGCCCGAGUUGAUUAUGAAGACUGCUCAAUACCAGAUGAUGCUGCAUCUUCGAAACCCGACAUCCAGAUUCCUCCAAACAUGGUGGAAAUCAACUCUCAGUUGAAGCUGCUGAUCAAGACUAACCGUUUGACAGAUGCUCGGGAUAUGUUCGACAAAAUGCCUUGUAGAGAUGAAAUUUCAUGGACCACAAUUAUAUCUGGCUAUGUGAGUGCCAUGGACAGUGCCGAAGCAUUGGCAUUGUUUUCGAGGAUGUGGGUUGAGCCGUUGCUCCAAAUGGACCCCUUCGUAAUAAGCCUUGCGCUGAAAGCUUGUGGGCGGAGGUCGAGUGUGCGUUUCGGCGAAUUGUUACAUGGAUACUCAAUCAAAUCUGAUCUCGUUAGCUCAGUUUUCGUGGGGAGUGCUCUCUUGGAUAUGUACGCUAAAGUCGGUAAAAUUGACAGAUGUCUCAUGGUCUUUACUGAUAUGCCUCUGAGAAAUGUGGUUUCUUGGACUGCUAUUAUAACUGGACUUGUCCGCAUUGGCUAUUAUAAGGAAGGAUUGAUUUACUUCUCGGAAAUGUGGAGGUCAAAAGUUGUUUGUGAUUCGUACACGUUUGCAAUAGCGUUGAAAGCCUGUGCUGAUUUGGGUGCUUUGGAUCGUGGGAGGGAGAUUCAUUGUCAGACUAUAAAAAAAGGAUUCCAUAUCUGCUCAUUUGUGGCCAAUACUCUCACUGUCAUGUACAAUAAGUGCGGGAAAUUGGACUAUGGUUCACGUUUAUUCGAGCAGAUGGAGUUGAAAGAUGUUGUUUCAUGGACAACAACUAUAGCAACAUGUUGUCAAAAUGGGGAUCAUGAAAAUGCUGUCAUAGCCUUUAGAAGAAUGCGGGAAACUGGUGUGAGUCCAAAUGAAUACACUUUUGCAGCAGUGAUGACUUCUUGUGCUAAUCUUAGGAGACUUCGAUGGGGUGAACAAUUACAUGCUUAUGUUUUCCGCUUGGGAUUAGUUGAUCAUUUAUCAGUGACCAAUUCCGUCAUAACCAUGUAUUCAAAAUGUGGUCAGCUUGACUUAGCUUCUAGCAUUUUUGAGAGGAUGACUGAAAGAGACAUCAUAUCAUGGAGCACUAUAAUUGGAGAGUACUCUCAAGGAGGCUUCGGAGACAAGGCUUUUGGUUACCUAUCCCAAAUGAGAAGGGAAGGCCCACAACCAAAUGAGUUUGCUCUUGCUAGCGUUCUAAGUGUUUGCGGGAACAUGGCGAUUCUCGAGCAAGGAAAACAGCUUCAUGCUCACACAUUACGCAUUGGUUUGGAACAGGAUGCCAUGAUACGAAGUGCUUUAAUCAAUAUGUAUUCCAAGUGUGGUAGUAUACCAGAAGCUUCGAAAGUGUUUUCUGAGGCUGAAAAUGAUUGCAUUGUGUCCUGGACUUCCAUGAUCAAUGGUUAUGCUGAGCAUGGGUUGAGUGAGCAAGCAAUUACUUUGUUUGAGAAAUUUCGAACAUUAGGUUUAAGACCAGAUUCAGUUACCUUUAUCGGUGUUCUCACAGCUUGCUGCCACGUUGGAUUAGUUGACCUUGGUUUUCACUACUUCAAUUUGAUGAGCAAGGAAUAUGAGAUUUUUCCUUCAAAGGAGCAUUAUGGCUGCAUGAUUGAUCUUCUUUGCCGAGCUGGACGACUAAAUGAUGCUGAGGGCAUGAUUGAGAGCAUGCCAUUUCAACAGGAUGAUGUCGUUUGGUCAACUCUUCUCAGAGCUUGUAAGAUCUAUGGAGAUGUUGAUCGUGGAAAACGUAUUGCUCAGAAGAUUCUGGAACUAGAUCCUAAUUGUGCUGGCACGCACAUUACCCUUGCUAACCUGUAUGCUGCCAAAGGGAAGUGGAAGGAAGUAGCCGAAGUGAGGAAAAUGCUAAAAUUGAAGGGUAUAACUAAGGAGACUGGAUCUUCAUGGAUAAAGAUGAAGGAUGAGGUUUCUACAUUUGUAUCUGGCGAUGACAGUCAUCCACAGGCAAAAGAUAUUUACAAUGUACUAGGUUUGCUAUCCUUAAGAGAAGAUGAAGAUGUCAUGGGGAUAGGUUAUGAUCCCGUUAAUGUUGAAGAUCAGCAAAUAAAUGCGUUCUUGUAUUGAUCUGCACAGGAGGAUUAAUCAUUAAAUUGUCGUUAUGACUUGAGCAGGAGGUCUUAUUGGCUAAAGAUGUCUUGUGAUAUCUCAAAAGCUGAAUCUUCCACGUUUACUCUCUCAUUUGAUGGUUGUGAUUAAGUGCACAAUUAGCAUUGACCCAUUGGAUAAUGGGUAAGGCCUGGCUCAAGAACUUCCCACCAUCAAUCAAUAUUGGUUAAUCCACAUUUAGCAUCAGAGAGGGGUUGUCUGCAGUUUGCACAUACUGAAUUCUCGAUCCAUCAUCUUUCUAGCAUAUGAUCGAGAAGGUUCUUCUUUGGUGCAGAGAGCAAAGAAAGAAAUAGGUUUUGCACAGAGCCAAUGGCUACUGUCCACAGCUUAGGCAAUUGCUUUCUGCCGGGCACGAGCAGAACCUCUGUGGAUGGGUCAGUUACUAAUGUGAGAUCUUCGCUCUUUUAUGCCUUCGUCACAUGAUCCAUCCUUGCUCAACAUGGUCUCUUCAGGCUUCCUUGCAGUUAUGUUGCAGUUAGAGGACCUAAGAACGAAAUAAGUGAAGUUGGAGUGAUCCUCUCUCAUGGUUAGUGAAUAUAUACCUCCAUUUGUAAAUGUGAGCAAUCGCCAAAUUGAGAUUUGGGAACUUCAUCGUCUUAAGGAUUGAUUAACCACUCUCCUUUGCCAUAAGAUUUCCAAAUUGAUAACUACUGAUUUCUCCUGCCUUCAUACGGCGGGUUCAGUAAGUGGGUUUUCAGGGAUCUAGCAUAUUUGGCAUCUAAUUCCAGAAUCGCUUUGUGCAGUUUUGUGUACCAUGGUCGGCAUCUUCUUCGAUCAUGUUCUGGGCAUCAUUGUCAUUGAUCUGGUGGGGAGAAAAUAUUAUGAUCCAUCCCUGUCAGAUUGAAGCAGAGAGCAACUUGUCCAGCAUGACAUAGCAAGUGGCAAGAAUACCAUCAAAGGUUACUGAAUAUUGUCUUAGCCCAGCUGCUAUACAUAAUGAUUGGAUUUAUAGUUUGAUGUAAACAUAAAAGAGAAACAGUAACAAUGAGGAUCUGGAUUGAACUUGAAGAGCAAACUUAGUUUCCAUUCUUAUCGUUAGAAUUCUUUAGAUAAACUACAUUGAUGUGGAUCGAACUUGAGGAGCAAACUUGUUCACGUCACGUGAAUCGUUUUCAUCGUUUUAUUUAUUUAUUGUUAUGACCGAUAAGAUAAGGAUUUGCUUUUGUUGGGGUAGUAAGGA